AUGUCGUGCUUCACGCAGCUGUGGCACUCCAACACGCCAGAUUCUCCCACCAGCCCGGUCCCUGCAUCUCCGAGUGAAAUCCCCAUCCCCAUCAGCCCCAUUGUCGUCACCUCCCCGGGAGAUGGCAAGAGGAAGGCAAGGUCCCCAACUGACAAGCCAGGCUCUCCGAACCCGACGUCUCCGAAGCCAGCCUCCCCUAUUGAGUGUUCCAUUUGCUUCAACACCUAUGACAACACCUUCAAGACGCCCAAGCUGCUCCAGUGCUCCCAUGUUUUCUGCCUGGAGUGUGUGGCCCGCCUGAGCAAAGGGCUGCCCCCAAACCAACCAGAGGACCAGCUCCCCUGCCCCUUCUGCAGGCAGCUGACCAGUAUCCCUCUGGAAGGUGCCCCAGCACUCCAGACCAGCAAGGAGCUCCUUGCCACGCUGCCUCCUGAACUCCAGCAGGAGAAGGUGCUCUGGAUGGAAGGGACCAAGCUCUGCUGCCGCCAGUCAUCGGAUGACCCUGAGAAUCCAGACUCAUGUAUCUCCAUCGACGUUGCCAUGAGCAAGCCGGAAAGCCCGGAGGCCCCCCCGACGGGGUUAGCUGGGAGGCUGUCCCGCUGCGACAUGUGCGAUGACUGGAAACGCAUAGUCCUCCUCUCCGCGUUGAUCAUCAUCCUGUUCUGCAUCAUUCUGUGGCCAGUCCAGUGUGCCCUGAAGACGGGGAACCUCCGCUGCUUCACGAGGACUGUUGCCAUGAGCAGGCCGGAGUAUCUUCCCCCUAAACACACCACAGCAGCAGCCCCUGUGACACAACUCCCUUUCCAGUAG
This is a messenger RNA of Charadrius vociferus (killdeer), 810 nucleotides long. It is a transcript of the gene RNF223, whose product is annotated as ring finger protein 223. The record is from RefSeq and is a predicted model, not a curated record. The transcript has a single exon. NCBI's taxonomy places the organism in Eukaryota, Metazoa, Chordata, Aves, Charadriiformes, Charadriidae. Gene Ontology annotation, biological process: protein ubiquitination. Bases 1 to 810 code for a protein of 269 amino acids. Gene Ontology annotation, molecular function: ubiquitin protein ligase activity.